Messenger RNA from Limulus polyphemus (Atlantic horseshoe crab), 972 nucleotides. RefSeq names its product alkylglycerol monooxygenase-like. The record is from RefSeq and is a predicted model, not a curated record. Gene Ontology annotation, biological process: lipid biosynthetic process. The transcript has 8 exons. Gene Ontology annotation, cellular component: endoplasmic reticulum. Bases 71 to 937 code for a protein of 288 amino acids. Gene Ontology annotation, molecular function: oxidoreductase activity; iron ion binding. Lineage: Eukaryota; Metazoa; Arthropoda; Merostomata; Xiphosura; Limulidae.
AUUGUGGGCUGUUCAUCAGAUCCACCACCAGUCUGAAGAACUCAACAUAACGACCGCAUUUCGCCAGCCUAUGUUUAACGUUUACAUAAUCUCGAUAUUCUACCUUCCAUUGGCUUUAGGAAUUCCCCCUGCUGUAUUUGUUGUACAUCAUGAGCUUAACCUUCUCUACCAAGUCUGGAUACACACUCGGCUGUUUGGCAAGUUGGGACUACUGGAGUAUAUAUUAAACACCCCUAGCCAUCAUCGUGUGCAUCAUGGCCGAAACAGAUACUGUAUUGACAAAAACUAUGCUGGCGUUCUAAUUGUUUGGGACAGAAUGUUUGGUACUUUUCAAAUGGAAGAUGAGGAAGUAGUGUUUGGAUUGACUCAUCCCACAAAAACAUUUGAUCCUAUAGCCAUACAAUUUUCUGGCUUUUCGAACUUGGCAAAACAAUUCUGGAACAUUAAAGGAUUUCGUAAUAAGUUGUCAGUCCUGUUCAAAGGUCCCGGUUGGUCUCCGGGAAAACCUCGCCUUGGAUAUAUUGAAGAUAUUCCUGAGGUUCAUGUUCCACAAGUAAAAUACGAUCCCCCUCUACCUAUGUGGUGCAUAGUAUACCUCAAUCUUCACUCGUAUAUGCUGUUGAUUUUCUUUGGUGAUCUUGCUUUUCAGCAUAAGAAGUUAAGCCAACUGAUUGUAAUUGGUGGAGUAAUGUACUGUUUCAUUACCCAAGUAUCAUUUGGAGCCAUCAUGGACAACAAGUAUUGGGCGCCCCUACUCGAAGGUAUUCGUUGUUUCCUGUACUGUUAUGUAGAUUUCUACAUUCUUCCUGCAAUGGAACGAGAUAUUUAUCCAAUCACAGUUGGUCUAAGAACUGUGUUUUUUCUUUCAAGUCUACUGUGGAUUUUCAAGCAGAAAUAUUUUUCAAUUUCAUUUAACAGAAAACCGCAUAAUAAAUGAGAUUUUCAGAAUGUUAGUUUUAGUGUUUUUUCUUC